CAGAUGGACAUUUAAUAUCUUUCUCUUAAUCCUUUCCCUAAACAAAGCACAGGGAAGCAGGGCUGGAAUGGUAAUAUCUGUUUCUGUUGACGGGACUCUGAGGUGCUUCGAGUCUGCGGAGUGCGUUAGUGCAAUAGGUGAAUUAGAGCAUGUAACACACGGAUAUCAAGAGAGAUUAAAUAUGAAGGCACGCUAGUGCCUCUGCCUCUGUCUGGACACUCCCGGUUUGAACCUUCAUCUCUUCCACACUGAGUGACUGACUGCUGUGUCUUCUGAGACUUUGAGUUUACCUCUCCGUUUAAAAUGUCCUUGCUUCCACAUGACGAAGCAGAACCUGAAAGAUUUGAUGGCUUGUCUCUUUUAUACUGGAUGAUGAUGGGCCCGCACGGAAUAAACAGGGCUGUCCAGCGCUUGGUGUUCUCUCGUUGUCAGCACGGCCUGGGUGUAAAAAUCAUUGGAGGGUAUCGAGAGCACACCGGUGAAGAGUAUGGCAUUUAUAUCAAGAGGAUUCUUCCUGGAGGGGUUGCUGACAGAGACGGGAGACUACAACCUGGUGAUCUUGUUUUGGAUGUUAAUAAUGAGAGUUUGGGAGGUGUGACCAAUGACAGGGCGGUUGAUAUCCUGCGGACAGCCUCUGCAUCCAACCACAUAUCCCUCUUAAUCGCUCGGGAUGAGGAAUCAAAGAGAGUAUUUCAUGAGCUGUUGGAGAAGAACGGUUCUCAUAGUAAUGCAGGGUCUGAACGAAACUCCCCUACUCCGCUGGCAGCUGGGAAGAUGACAGAAAGCACAUCAUCCACUUCUUCUUCCUCGAGGUCUCAAAGCCCCCAGCUGCUGAGCCCGAAGGAUAUUGUUACGAGCUACAGUAGCAGCUAUGGGGUCGUGCCAGUAGCCAAUGACAAUGCAAUUCAGUUGAUAUGCGUUGCCAAGGGAACAGGGUUAGGCCUGCACAUCGUGGGAGGAGCUAAUCGACCAGAGGGACCAAUGGUGUACGUUCAGGAAGCCGUAUCGGGAGGAGAGUGCCAGAAGGUGCCUGUUACCUCUCUCUGUUUGAUUUACCGUUCAACACGGAAUGCAAUUCGGGAUGGUCGGCUUAGGCCCGGGGAUCAGAUUGUAUCUGUAAAUAAGGAGUCCUUCGUUGGCAUUACAUAUGAAGAGGCAAACAGUAUAUUAACCCAGACGAAACUCAGACCGGAUCCGACGGUGGAAAUCGCGUUCAUUAGAAGAAGCUCCGGGAAAGGUCUCCAGAGCCCUGUGGGGCUGCAGCCCCAGGUGAAAGGGAAUGGGAAUCUACUGAGACCCACGGGACUGGGCCUGCACUCCCCCCCGGGGAACCUCAUUCCAAAAAUGUCAUCCACCCCCAACACGGGAAGCGAGACCCUGCCUUCAGUGAAACUCAGCCAAAUACGAGCGGCUCCUAAUAGAAGAGACCAGUCUUCUGUGUUCUCACCGGACAGCACUCUUCCGGAGGAACCCGGCUCUGCCGUCUCUCCCAGUCCCAUGGAAGGCUGUACACCCAAAGGAAGAAAGAUUUCCCUCAAUUCUACGAUUCGAUUGAAGCUGGACAGACUGCAGCAGGCGCUGGGAUACCUUGGGAUCAGACCUACAGAGGAGCAGGAGCGGGCGCUGAGGGAGCAGCUCCAGAUCGAUUCCAAAGGGACGGUGGCCUAUGGAGAAUUUGUGCAAGUCGUCCGAGACCUUUUCAAGUUGCAGUUGGAUGACUCUGGGAUUGGCCAGGGAAUGAUGAGAUUUGCAGCGACUGAUCUUACGAACCUUCUUGAGCCGACACACCAGCCGCAGCUCGCUGCUUCUGAUUCAGAGGAACUGGAUGAGAUGGAGAGACUGAAAAGGGAUCGGAUUGAGGCUUUAAGAGAAGCAAGGAGGUUGCAGGAUCAGCUAGCAGAAUCUGAAGGCCUUUGUGCACAAUUGCAAGAGGAGCUUAAAAAAGUAAAACAAGAAGCGAAGGCUGCAGUGGAGGAGACCAGGGCUUUGCGGAGCCGGAUCCACCUGGCAGAGGCUACCCAGAAGCAGGCCCGGGGCAUGGAAAUGGACUACGAGGAGGUCAUUCGCCUCCUGGAGGCUGAGAUAGCCGAACUGAAGGCUCCGCGCACUGACCACCCAAACAGCAUCAAAGACGGGGUGCAAGAUCUGAAAAAAAGGGUCGCCGUGCUGGAAUGUCAGCUCCGAAAAUCAGAGGGCGCCAAGAAAGGGUUUGAGGUGUCCACAGAGAAGCUGCUGCAGUUUGUGGAGGUUGUGCACGAUGUCCUUGCUGAGAAUCCAAGUUUUAGUUCUCCGAGUGAUCGGAAGCUUGGCAUGACUUCCUCUUCUCAAGCGAUCGCGAGCAGGAUUGGAAGAAAGGGACCGCGGACCACCGCAGCACUCGCACAAGAAGCCAAAGAUCUUAGCAGAUCUGUUAGAUCCAUUCUUGAAGUAGAUUGUCUGCCGUACGGCUGGGAGGAAGCGUACACAGCAGACGGGAUCAAGUACUAUAUUAACCAUGUGACGCAGACGACCUCGUGGGUCCACCCUGUGACCAGUGCACUCGGUCUGUCUCACUCGGAGAGAGACGGAGAGGGCUUCACCAGAGACCUCCAGGAGCACAGAAGUUAACCCAAAAAUCCGAACCCCGCUACGUAUCCCAUUCCCAUUGUGCUUCUCUGGCCCUUGCUUACCUCCAGUACUCCUACACACACCAUUCACAAACUGCAGGUGUUAUGCCUGGUUUAGUACAGUGCACAGUGCAGUACCAUAUACAGUUUGUUUCAUUAUGAUUGUUUUCAUAGAGAGAAAAUAGUCAAUGUAAGUUGGCAAAGUAAUCCAAUGUGUUUUCACAGACCCCUGUCAGCACUAAUCAUGGGCUUCUUACCUUAGGAAAACCAUGAUUAGUGUUAAUCAGGGUUCUGUGAGACUAGCUGUAAAAUCUUAAGUUUUUAAUAUUUCAGUUUAACUUUUUUAAAAUUUUUUUACCAGCACCAUGAUGUAUUUAUUAUUCAAACACUAUCCAGGUUUUAAAGAUCCUAACAUGAAUUGGUAAGAAUUACGUUCCUUAACUGUUUUUUUUUUUUGGUUUUUUUGAGCUGUAACUCUUAGACUCUGAAGGGCUGGUUCAGAAAUGACCCGCACCAGAGUGGACCCCCUCCUCCCCUCUUUGUUGCAUCUUUCAGUUUUCAGGUUAUAACACUCUGGAUCUUUUAAUGUACCACUAAGCUGUGAUGCCCUUGACCAUAAGGUUUCUUUUUGUUUUAAUUAUGUGUUGUUGCAAUUCCACCUCAUCAGUUAAGGUCAGUGUAGACGCCACUCAUGUGUGCAGUGUUUGACAUUAACACAGGGGUCGGCUUCCUUUGGGCUUACGGUUCAUUCGGUUUCAGGACUUUGUUCUUACCAGAGCUUUAACAACUCAGUUGAUUUCCAGCAGCAGUAAGGUCAGUUGUAUAAUUAUGGAACUGGUUGACACAAAGUCCUCCAGUGGAAUGAAAGAACCAAGUUUCCCUAACCCCUGUUUAAACACAAGCCAUGUGGAUAUAAUAAAGCUUGUAUGAAUGUAUAUAUUGUAUAAUUAGUUGUAGAGUACGCUUUCAAAGCUAAGCGAGAGUUGUUGACGGUUUUCAAGCGAGAAAGAAUCUGUGCCAAGUAGCCAAAAGUGUUUUGUUUCUUUUCACCUGUGACCUAACGGUAGAACUGCUGCACGCAGUCCAGGCCGUUUCCAUGUUCCAUUGACAGAAGCAAAGGGUCAGACAAAAACACGGUGCAAAUGAUGUCGACUUAAUCAAAAAGAAUACAAAGUUAAACAUACAGUCUUAUUAUUCUGAAUUGGGAUACGCCCCAAACUGCAUCUUUAAACUUGAAUCUGCACACAAUGGACCCUGAUUGUUUUUAAAGUCCUAAUAGGAAAUUGCAUGAUUACGUGAACGUCGGCCACAUUUAGAGCCUUUUGAUUUCCAGAUCCUACAAGUAAACACUGCCUUGCAUUCAUCAAAGAGCUAGUUUGAGUCAGGCCUCAAGUGCCCUGUUUUAAAGCUCGGGCAAAGCCAUUCGAAGAGGAAUGAAACCAUUUUAACAGUACAAUAGACUCUCGCCAAUCCAAACCUGCUGGUCCCAACUGUGCUGUCACUGGAAUCAUGCUGUUAUAAUGAAUGUCAUGCGGAUUGCUGCUGUAGUAAAUGCACGUCAAUAUCCUACGUGACGAGUGUGUAAAACAUAUCCCAUUGUCUCUGUAUGUGUUGUUCAUGUUGUUAUUCCACAUUUCUAAUGACUGGACAUGUUAGUGUGGUGCAGAUUCUGAUUGGUGAGAGGCUGCUGUGGAAAGCAAGCAGGUUGUUAUUUGAUAGUUUUAAUCUGGUUGCAGUUAUUUUAUUUUGUUUUUUGAAUGUAAUUCAAAAAUAGGACCCUGCUUGAUAUGAAAAAGCAUUGAACGUUUUCUCAUCGGGAUCACAUUGAAAUGAUAUGAAGCCAACAUCAACCCAAACAUUCCACACCAUGUUUAUUCAAAACAGUAUUUUACAAGUCGCAGAAUUCAAAUGCAGUUUCUUUUACUGUUCAUUUCAGUGAUAUUUAGUGAUAUAGUGGUUUAAAGAGUUUUGCCUGCAUUAUGGAUGUUUUCACAUUUGAAAGCUAAAAAUACAUUUUGAAAUGGACAUUUUAAACACAUUUGAAGUGUAUAAUACAGGUUAAAGUUCUUGCAGGUUUACCUCAGCAUAAGGUUUUUGUUUAAAUGUCUCUCUUCUCCCAAGUAAAACAAAAAAUACACAUGAUAUUAAAUAAGCAGUCUCCGGUGAACACAGGCAAAGGAUGGUCCAUACCGAGUGACAGAUCAAACAGAUGGAUCAAACCGGCCACAUAUACAUACAUACAUACAUACAUACAUACAUACAUACAUACAUUUACUUGGGCAGUAUAUCCUGUGGAUUAACAUGAGGAGGUUGACUGGUAUGAAUGCUUGAAUGUUGAAACCUUUAUUGUGCAAUUUGUAUAUGUUUUUCUUGUCAUUUUAUUUCUGUUACACCACGCACUGUAUUUAUUUCUUUUUUUAAAUGUGUUUAGUGAUAUGCUUUUAAAACUUGUUGUUUUUAUUGCACAGCGGAUGGUAUGGUGUGGUUAAUUAAUGUAUACCUUAUGGCUGUCAACAGGCAUAAUAAACCAUGUAUCCAAUA
Molecule: messenger RNA, 5147 nt
Organism: Acipenser ruthenus (sterlet)
Lineage: Eukaryota; Metazoa; Chordata; Actinopteri; Acipenseriformes; Acipenseridae
Product: syntaxin-binding protein 4
Exons: 22
Coding region: 304-2607 (767 amino acids)
Biological process (GO): insulin receptor signaling pathway; regulation of insulin secretion involved in cellular response to glucose stimulus
Cellular component (GO): cytoplasmic vesicle
Molecular function (GO): syntaxin binding
Source: RefSeq, a predicted model, not a curated record